CAGGAAAAGAGGAAAAGAAGGAAAUGGAAGGAAGGAGAGAAAGGUAAAAGAAGACGAGAAGAGAAGAGGAGAGCAACGAAUCAAUUGGGAGGGAACCGAAUCGAAUCGAAGCGAAUGGGAAACCAGAUGCGUUGCCGUCACUUCCAGGCGUCAUGAAGAAGUUCGCGUGUCGUAUUCACGCCAAAGAUCAAGGUUAGUUUCGCAUUCUCGCACCCGGUGGAACCAUGGCGGAUCACGCCGGAAACUUCCAGAGCUGCAGGCUGAUUGCCGCCAGGACCUGGCUGAUUGGAGGCGUGGUGCUCGGCGUCUCCGCCCUCGGCUUCUAUUUCGCGUAUCCGUUACGCUGGAAGAAGAAGAAGGGGCCAGUUAGGGUUUACAUGGAUGGCUGCUUCGACAUGAUGCAUUACGGCCAUUGCAACGCCCUCCGCCAGGCCCGGGCUCUCGGCGACCAGCUGGUUGUCGGCGUCGUCAGCGACGCGGAGAUUACUGCUAACAAGGGCCCGCCUGUUACUCCGCUCCAGGAGAGGAUGAUUAUGGUCAAUGCUGUGAAAUGGGUGGAUGAGGUCAUACCUGAUGCACCUUAUGCUAUAACUGAUGAAUUCAUGAAGAAGCUAUUUGAUGAGUACAAUAUAGAUUAUAUUAUUCAUGGGGAUGACCCAUGCAUUCUACCUGAUGGAACUGAUGCUUAUGCCCUUGCCAAGAAGGCUGGUCGAUAUAAGCAGAUCAAGCGAACAGAAGGAGUUUCGAGCACUGACAUUGUUGGUCGUAUGCUUCUUUGUGUGAGAGAGAGGUCUACUGGUGAAGGCCACAACCAUUCUUCUUUGCAAAGACAAUUCAGUCACGGUCACAGCCAAAAAUCUGAAGAUCGUGGAUCUGGCAGUGGAACACGCAUUUCUCAUUUUCUACCCACAUCUCGAAGAAUUGUGCAAUUCUCCAAUGGGAAGGGUCCUGGACCUGAUGCUCGUAUUGUUUAUAUUGAUGGAGCUUUUGAUCUUUUCCAUGCUGGACAUGUGGAGAUAUUGAGGCUUGCUCGGGGGCUUGGAGAUUUUUUACUUGUUGGAAUUCAUACUGACCAAACUGUCAGUGCUAAACGAGGGGCACAUCGUCCAAUCAUGAAUCUUCAUGAAAGGAGCUUAAGCGUUUUGGCUUGUCGUUAUGUAGAUGAGGUGAUAAUUGGUGCACCAAGGGACGUCUCAAAAGACAUGAUUACAACUUUUGAUAUCUCUAUAGUUGUCCAUGGAUCGGUGGCUGAAGAUAAUGAUUUUCAAGAGGAAAAGGACAACCCAUAUUCUGUCCCAAUCAGUAUGGGUAUUUUUAAAUUGUUGGAGAGUCCUUUGGAUAUUACAACCACCACAAUUAUAAGGAGAAUUGUAUCAAAUCACGAGGCCUAUCAGAAACGCAACGAGAAGAAGGCAGAAAGUGAGCGAAGGUACUACGAGGAUAAGACCUAUGUGUCUGGCGAUUAACGUGACCAUGAAAGGUGGGGUCGCAUGGGUAUUCAAUCAUAUCUUGAGUUUCUGUUGCAGUAACUUAACAAAAUAUAGAAUUGAUGAUCGGUUAUAGUAUCCAUCCAUAUGAUAGAUGACGAAAUUUUGAGAGAUUGUCGGGAAAUGGAGCUCUCUGUAUUUCCAUUCUCCAGGCUCCUUCUAGGGAAUUUGAGUUUUUAGAAAACAGCUGAGUUAAAAAAAAAAAAUGUUUCCUGUGCUUUUUUAGGGUAGCCAGAUGCUCUAUGUGAACCUCUUUCAAAAAAUAUUUAUAAUUUACAUUUCAAUUUACAGCAGCACUGCAACUUGAGCCAUUAUUUUUAUUAUCUA
Molecule: messenger RNA, 1814 nt
Organism: Diospyros lotus (date-plum)
Lineage: Eukaryota; Viridiplantae; Streptophyta; Magnoliopsida; Ericales; Ebenaceae
Product: ethanolamine-phosphate cytidylyltransferase-like
Exons: 9
Coding region: 225-1466 (413 amino acids)
Biological process (GO): phosphatidylethanolamine biosynthetic process
Cellular component (GO): cytoplasm
Molecular function (GO): ethanolamine-phosphate cytidylyltransferase activity
Source: RefSeq, a predicted model, not a curated record